AUUCUUCUCCCUUCACAAUCCUUUUUCCAAAAUGGCAAACUUUUUCUCUCCACAAACACUUCUAUUUCUACUUCUCAUUUCUUGUUUAUUACCAAUUGCUAAGCCCUUUGUUGUCAUUGUUUCAGAUUCUAGCAACCAAUCUGCCUUAAUAGAUGGGCUUCGAAACGGAUUUGGAACAAAUAUGAGCGGAGCACAAACCGAGGCCCACGAGCAAGAUGCUGUAUAUGAAAUAAUGAAGGCUACCGGCAACGAUUGGGCUACCGACAUACCCGACGUUUGCCGCGGCCGGUGGCACGGCAUAGAGUGUAUGCUUGACAAGGACAAUGUUUACCAUGUCGUUUCAUUGUCUUUUGGUGCAUUGUCUGAUGACACAGCCUUCCCUGCUUGUGACCCAACUAAGUCUUAUAUUUCAAAGGCCAUUACUAAGCUUCCUCAUAUUAGGACCUUGUUUUUUUACCGUUGCGUUAGUUAUAACCCACAACCGAUCCCUUCAUUUUUAGGCCAGUUGGGCCCAACUUUGCAGACAUUAGUGCUCAGGGAAAAUGGGCAUGUGGGCCCUAUUCCGAGUGAAUUGGGCAAUCUUACUCGUUUAAAGGUUCUUGAUCUUCACAAAAAUAAUCUCAACGGUUCAAUUCCAGUUUCAUUGGGCCGGUUGACCAGUUUAAGGUCGUUGGAUUUGAGUGGAAACAAGUUAACUGGUUCAAUACCUAGUUUAACUUUUCCAGUUUUGAAUGUUUUGGAUUUGAACCGAAACUUUCUAAUGGGUUCAAUCCCAUCUAGCCUUGGUUCUUGCCAUUCUCUUAUAAAAAUGGAUUUUAGUCAUAAUCGGCUCACCGGUUCAAUUCCCGAUUCAUUUAGUGGAUUAAAGGAACUAAUACUUAUGGAUUUAAGUCAUAAUCGUUUGUCAAAGUCACUUCCACUAUCAAUUAGAAGCUUAAGUUCUCUCCAAGCAUUAGUUCUUGAAGGAAAUCCAAUGUCCACUACACUUGCUAGUGAUCAAUUUGAUGGUAUGAAGAGUUUAAUGAUAUUAGUUCUCUCAAAUUCGAAUUUUCAAGGUCCAAUACCAGACUCGUUAGGUCGAUUAAUAAAUUUAAGAGUCGUUCGUCUUGAUGGAAAUUGUUUUAAUGGUUCAAUUUCUAUAAAUUUUAAAAAUUUGAAAAAUCUUAGUGAAUUAAAAUUAAAUGAUAAUCAAUUAUCUGGUCCGGUUCCGUUCGGAAGAGAAAUGGUUUGGAGGAUGAGAAGAAAGCUCAAACUUCAUAACAAUACAGGAUUGUGUUACGAUGCUAAUAGUGGUUUUGAAGAAGGGUUGGAUUCAUCAUUUGAUUCGGGUAUCGGUCUAUGUAAUAAAUGGAGACCCAGUUCAGCAAAAUCAGUGCAGCAUCUAUCUGCCAUAGAUAAAGAAAUGGCAAGUACAAUCAAUAAAUCCUCUUGUUCAGUUCAUAAAGAUUCAACUUUUGUUAGGUUUCUUCAACAAUCAUCAUUUGUUGUUUUUGUUUUGCUUUUAUUGUAAGGUGUGGCAUGUAAAAUAGAGAGCAAAAAAUUUUAAAUUAUUAGAUUAAAUACAUAUAGCUAUAGCAUUCAUAACAUUUAUAUAUUUCACACAUUACCUUUUUUUUU
This is a messenger RNA of Jatropha curcas, 1617 nucleotides long. It is a transcript of the gene TMM, whose product is annotated as Leucine-rich repeat (LRR) family protein. The record is from RefSeq and is a predicted model, not a curated record. Gene Ontology annotation, molecular function: protein binding. NCBI's taxonomy places the organism in Eukaryota, Viridiplantae, Streptophyta, Magnoliopsida, Malpighiales, Euphorbiaceae.